AUAAAGUGGGUCCCACUAUAAAUAAAGGGUUUCAUAGCCGUCGCUCUCGGAAUUGUGCUCUCCCGCGACCCUCCAUUGUUUUCGCCUUGAGGUUUGCAAUUAUACUUGAUUUGAGAUAUGGUUGUUCUCUUCGACGCAUAGGUGUGGCAAAAUCCGCCGGUGCUCUCCAAAUGGAUCCCCACUCAGGAUCUGCUGCUGCUUCCAACUCGGGCGACAGAGAUGAAUUCUCUUCAGAUCUGGAUAAGUACCAUAUUUUAGAUGCCGUCAAAAUGCUGGUGCAACAAAAGGAUGCCCAUGUGGAACCCACUUCUGCAGCCACUUCGGACGGCAGAGAUGAAUCCUCCUUGGAACUGCAUGAGUACCAUGUUUUAGAGGCGGUGAAAGCACUGGUGCAAAAAAGGUCCCAUGCGGAAUCCGCCGUUACUUCCAUCUUGGAUGAUAGUGAAUGUGCGUCAGAGCUAGACAAGUUACAUGUUUUAGUUGUUGAUGGUGAUCCUACCUCCCUCAAAGUCAUCGAGAAAAUGCUGCUUCAGAUCGAUUUAUAUGAAGGAGUGACAACUUGUUCCCGGGCGGAGGAGGCCAUCUCCUUGCUGCAGAAGGGCAAGGCGAAGAUCAAUCUCGUGUUGACUGAGCUGGACUUGCCGGACAUGCAUGGGUACAAGUUGUUACGCUGGAUAUGUCGCAAUACGGACAUCGCCGUUGUUGUGAUGACUGCGGAGCAAGUUGAUUUGGAUAGGAUGAUGCAUAGUAUUGAUCUUGGAGCACACUUGCAUCUAAACAAGCCCGUAAGUAACGGCAGCUUAUUGAUGAUAGGGCAGUGCCCCUUUCAAAUGAAGUAUCGAGGUCGUAGCGGAGCAAUGGAAGUUUCAGAUACAGUGGAUAUCUUUCUGGACGAAGAUAUGGAGGACUAAGUUGUUGCGUGAAAUUAUUAGGACCAUAUUUAGAAUUCUGAUUUUUGUCGUUUCUCUGCGUUUUGGUUUGGUUUUGUCAUAAUUUACCUUUUAUCUUGCAUUAUUUAUUUGAGAGAACGUAUGUUAUGUGAAACUGAUCUUGGUAUUCUACUAUUAGAAUUA
This is a messenger RNA of Ananas comosus (pineapple), 1073 nucleotides long. Its product is annotated as two-component response regulator ARR12-like. The coding region runs from base 171 to 911 and encodes 246 amino acids. The record is from RefSeq and is a predicted model, not a curated record. The transcript is spliced from 4 exons. Gene Ontology annotation, biological process: cytokinin-activated signaling pathway; phosphorelay signal transduction system. NCBI's taxonomy places the organism in Eukaryota, Viridiplantae, Streptophyta, Magnoliopsida, Poales, Bromeliaceae.